GUCUUAACUCUUCUUGUUCAAUUGUGCGAUGGGUCGUGCGGAUGUCGGUGGUGGGGAUGAGAACAAAGCUGCGCUUUAUAAUUUUGUAAUCUAAAAGAAUGGAAGCGAAUGUCGGUGGACCUGAAUGAUGUACAUACCACAGCUCACAAGUACCGUCAUUCAACAUUCAACGCCCAGUGCCACCCUCGCAAAUCUUUCUUGUCGAUUCGAAACAGGCACUAUCUCACCUUCUAUCAUAGGUAUCAUAGUAUGCCGAGUCCGAGAGUCUAACAGUAACAGCCCGAGAUACGGGAUCGUCCACGUUAAAUCCGUCGAACAGUUCGGCAUUCGUCCAUCCGCGUUAACAUUUGAACAUUCAAACCUUCCGGUUGAGGUACAGUUAGACAUACUGUACCUUGGCGGCUCGAAGCGGCAUCUCUGCACGGAUAUGAAGUCAGGCUUCGCAGUUCUUUGUUUGCUAGGGGGAGUCGCGACCGUUCCAUGACUGGAUGACCGGAUGACAUUAUGUUAGCAAACAGCGCUGGCUAGGCAUUCUCGACUCUGCGAGUUGAUGAGGGCGGAAGAGCGUGUGAGCCUUGACUGUAUUCGUCCUUAGUGUGUCGUGGUUUGUAUGAACGUCAAGACUUGGUAUGGAGGAAGUAUUUAUCGAAGUAUAGAGUGACAACUGGACAAUCGGGCAGAAGGAUCAGAAACGCUCGCACCGUAUAUAUGGAGUACAUAGGCCCCACCAAAGAGGAAAGGAAGGUUAAAAGCGGACUAGAAACGCCCGCUUCGUGGAUCAUGCAUCAUCGAUGCAUCCUUGACAGUUAGCUCAGAAGCUGCAUGGAAUUAAACUGCCGCCCUGUACAUGUGCAUAUGGUGGGGCGUGAAUCAAAGUGAUGGGUUCUG
Somion occarium is the source of this 888-nucleotide messenger RNA. The record is from the annotation of a GenBank genome assembly. Lineage: Eukaryota; Fungi; Basidiomycota; Agaricomycetes; Polyporales; Cerrenaceae.